GGCAGCUUCCGGCCGGGGCGUGCAGCGGAGGUGUGGGCUUUGUGGCCGCCCCGGGCUGCGCGGCCGGGUGGGGCUUGGCUUGGUUCCGCGCUGUUCUCUUGCCGCCGGGCUCCGGGUGAGUGGGGCGUCGUGGAUCACGCAGGCGGGCGGGCUGGCUCCAGGCCAGCGGGGUGCAGCGAUUCGGUUGGUGUUCCGGGCCCGGCUGCACUUCGCUCUUGCAGGUGUCUGCUGCUCCUCGCUUCGUUCGGGCCGAGCCCGGCGUCUUUUUCUCGCCCAGCUGGGAGUGGUAGAUGCCUGGACGGGUCGCCCGAGGACAUGGAGGCCCUCAAGGGUUGCACACUCAGCUUCGGCGCCUGCAGAUCAGGCCUCCGUUUGGCUGCUUGCAGGCUGGCUGCUCAGGUGAUGGAGUGCAGAUUCUACUGUAGGAGCUGGGGGCAAGAAGGUGAUCCUGAAGCCUGAAUUUCUGGGGAUGAAAAUUCACAUAAUACGAUGUCAGACAAACUCACAGUGCUGGAGCCUUCUGCCUCUGAGCCUGGGGAAUUUCAUGACGACAGAUUAGCGCAGCUCUUGGGGAAUCCAGAAAGGCAGGGCCUAGAGAGUGCCCCCUCUCAGGAGGGGGGCUUCAAACAGAUGACAGUGACCCACUGGAAAAUUCAAACAGGAGAACCAGCCCAGAUGUGUAGUAAGUCAGGAAGAAACCCUCUUCUCAACUCAAACCUUCUUAUACUUCAGAGAGAGCUUAUAGAGGGGGAGGGCCAUUCUUGUGGUAUUGGUGGCAAGAGCUUCCCUUUUAAUUCCAACGUAGUUCCACAUCAGAUUUCUCACACAGGGGAGAAGCCUUACCAAUGUGAUCAUUGUGGGAAAGGCUGCAGUCAAAAUUCCCUCCUCAGUGAACAUCAGAGAGUUCACACCGGGGACGGACUCUAUGUGUGUAAUGUGUGUGGGAAAGACCUCAUUCACUAUGCAAACCUCGUCGAACAUCAGCAUGUACACACAGGAGAAAAGCCCUUCAAGUGUGCCCAGUGUGGAAAAGCAUUUUGUCACAGUUCAGACCUGCUUCGGCACCAGAGAGUCCAUACCAGGGAGAGGCCUUUCGAAUGUAAAGAGUGUGGGAAAGGGUUCAGUCAGAGCUCCUUGCUCGUUCGCCAUCAGAGAAUCCACACAGGAGAGAGGCCCUAUGAGUGUAACGAGUGUGGGAAAGCGUUCAUUCGGAGCUCGAGCCUUAUUCGGCAUUACCAGAUCCACACAGAAGUCAAACAGUAUGAAUGCAGAGACUGUGGGAAAGCCUUCCGACACCGGUCAGACCUCAUUGAGCACCAGAGAAUUCACACUGGGGAGAGACCCUUUGAGUGUCAUGAGUGUGGGAAGGCCUUUAUUCGCAGCUCGAAGCUCAUCCAGCAUCAGAGAAUUCAUACUGGAGAACGGCCUUACGUAUGCCAUGAGUGUGGGAAGCGUUUCAGUCAGACAUCCAACUUCACUCAGCAUCAGAGAAUCCACACUGGGGAAAAACUCUAUGAGUGUAAUGAAUGUGGGAAAGCCUUCUUUCUGAGUUCGUACCUUAUACGACACCAGAAAAUCCACACUGGCGAACGGGUGUAUGAAUGUAAAGAAUGUGGGAAGGCUUUUCUGCAGAAGGCCCACCUCACUGAGCAUCAGAAGAUCCACACUGGAGACAGACCCUUUGAGUGCAAAGACUGUGGGAAGGCCUUCAUCCAGAGCUCUAAGCUGUUGCUGCAUCAAAUUGUGCACACUGGAGAGAAGCCCUAUGUGUGCAGCUACUGUGGGAAAGGCUUCAUCCAGAGGUCCAACUUCCUUCAGCACCAGAAGAUGCACGCUGAAGAGAAUCUCUACAAGUACAGUCAGCAUGGAAAAGAUCUUACCCCACCCCCUGAUCUUGUCCACCAGGAGGAUCUUUCCCUGAGUGAGACCUCUGUUCAUUUGGGAGAGACAUCUGUGGAUCAGGAGUGUCAUGCAGAUAAUUUAUAAGACAGUCAGUCACUCUCCAGGUCAGCAAGUGGUGCUAGGAAAUGGGCAUACUUAGUGGAUCGAUAUGGCCUCUAAGAUGUGGAUUGUCACAUCUCCCAAGUCAUGGGCUGGUUUAGUUAGGUCUAUUGUCUGUCAACAGGGCAGGAAAGCUGAGGGACUGGACAGCUGACCUUGAGCUGAAAGCCGAGGGAGAGCCUCUAGAGAAUUUUCUACAUUUCCUUUGAAGUUCCAGCACACUGUAUACAGAGCAGAGCUGUAUUACUUGAGAAGUGGUUACCUAUCUGAAAGGUUGGAGAAAGGGGCUUUUCUCCCGCAAAACUGCAAGCUGGUUCCCUGUUGUCUGGGAGUAAACUCCCAGCCUUGGGGUUUAGUCCCUGGCCUUUGCUUUCUCAACUGUUUGACUCCUGGUAAUGCAUUUGACGUGUAUGAUGAGUACCUCCGCCCACAUCCUUCGGGCUGCUCCCACUCCUGUUCCUGAGGCUCUCCCUCUUCCUCCCAGUUGCCCCUGAUUAUUAUGUGAGACCUCUCUCAGGCACUAUGCCCCAAAAUGCUUCCUUGGUACCGAGCUGGGUUUGUGGAUUGUGCUUCAGUUGCUCAGUGCUAACCUCUGCUGCUGUACUUGCUUUUAAAUCCCACAAUUUUGAAUUCUCUUUUUCACUGUGCUCUGUUCCCCGAGGACAGUGACCAUGUGUCAUUGAUUCCUAUGUCCCUAGUGGCUAGCACAUGACAUUAAACAAAACAAAAACACAAAUCUGUGUAAUUGGCAUAUCCUUUAUCUUGUCUGUUUUUUGAGACAGGUUCUCACCAUGUGGCCUAGGCUGGUCUCAAACUCACAGCCCUCCCUCAGCCUCCUGAGUGCGGGGAUGAUAGAUGUGUGCUACAACACCUUGCUACCGUUCUCUAUUGCUGUUUUUAAAUUUGGGGGCAUUCUUUUUGUCAUCAGCGUGGUCUGCUCUACUAGGAAGUGCUGUCUCCCCAAGUCCUGUUGAUACCUGCUCUUGUUGAAUUGCUGACAGUCUCCUGUCUGCAGUUACUGCCCUCCAGGGGUGGCACCGUCUACAUUCAGAGCUGUCCACUGUACUUUGAGGGCAGUGCCCUCAUGCCUACAUCACUUUUUUCUAUUCUAGCAGCUCCAGGCUCAACUGUCUCUCUCUAACAUCAGUUGUUUGAAGAUGCAUUAAGGUCUGUGACGAAUAGUUUUGGAUAUUUGAAAAAGGAGAGUAAGAAGGUGCCAUGCAUCCUGUGUCGAGUGCUGGGGAAGCUAGAUAGAUCCCAGAACCGUGAGUGAAGUGGGCGCCCGGCUUCGUAAGAGCUCUGCCAAGGAGCUGACUAGUGGUACUGUAGAUCUAGGGAGGCUCCAUCGAGGACUUGAUGUUUUAACUGGUCCAGAGAAGUCAUGGACAUCUGUCAGCUUGAGAGCAGGAAUUUGGGGCGGUGUCUCCACAGACAGGCAGAACACAGGUUGCCCUGCUCCUCAGGGUUAGUCCACAGUGGAUUCCGGCCAGCAAAUGUGCUUGUUUCUGCCUCUGGAUUCCUUUGAGGAGAGCAUUGACCACAACAACUAGUUUUGAGACAAUAUGAAGAUAAUUUUUGUCCCAGAGGGCAAUUUUGAGUUUUGAACAAAUCCCAGCAACCCUAGAAGCUUCAAGUAGGCAGAUAAUUUAAAAAGGACAUGAUGCCCAUUUUCUGGGAAACUCACUAUCCCAUGACAUAGCUAGCAGACACAUGUUAUCAGACCAUUUCAGUCAGUCCAGUCCAGUCCAGUUCCGACUUCAUACUGUUCAGGAAUUUUCUUUGCCCCUUGUAGCAAUACCAUAGUCAAGAAAAGUAACAUUUGUUUUACCUCAAAAAAGUCCCCUUUUGCCCUUUCCAGAGUCAAUCCAAUCCAACCCCUGCCCUGGUAGCCACUUCCUGUGAGUGUAGAAUUGCGUUGCGUGUCCUCGAAGCACCUACACGUGGACUGGUGAGGUAGGUGCCCUUGUGUCUGGCUUGGUCACUUUGGCAUGUGACCAAAGUGUUUUUAGACCCUGUCAAGUAGCUUUGCAUUAGGAGUUCUCUUUGCCAAGUAGGGUCCCAUUGUAUGGGUAGACCAUCAUGUGCUCACGGGUCCACUCGCUUAUGGAAAUUGGGUUUCCAGUGUGGACUCUCAAGAAUAAACUGCUAUGAUCAUUUGUGUAAAAGCAUUCAUGUGCAUAUGCGUGUUUAUUUCAGGUAAAUAUAACUUU
Molecule: messenger RNA, 4211 nt
Organism: Onychomys torridus (southern grasshopper mouse)
Lineage: Eukaryota; Metazoa; Chordata; Mammalia; Rodentia; Cricetidae
Gene: Znf623
Product: zinc finger protein 623
Exons: 2
Coding region: 490-1986 (498 amino acids)
Biological process (GO): regulation of transcription by RNA polymerase II
Molecular function (GO): RNA polymerase II cis-regulatory region sequence-specific DNA binding; DNA-binding transcription factor activity
Source: RefSeq, a predicted model, not a curated record